AUGUCGACACCAACAGCACUUGAAGAUUAUCAUAAACAGUUAAUACAAUAUUUUCUACAUGAUGGUGCUUAUAAUGAAAAAGAAAUGAUUGAUCUUUUAAGUGCUUUACGUGAUCGAUAUGAAUUAAAAAUAAAAAUUAAAGAUGAAAUUCGUACAUUAACAAAUGUUUUCUUACCAUUAAUUAAUAAACAUAUUAAUCAAUAUGGUAUUGAAAUAAAACAAGUUACAAGUGAAGAACAUGAAAAUGAUAUUUUUUUUGUAUGCAUACAAAAUUUUAAACCACAGUUUGUUAAAAUGGAUUGUUCAUAUACAGAAAAAGAAGCAGCAAUUUUUGAAAAAUUAUUGGAAUUGGUUAUAACGAGUGAUGAAAAAUGUGUAGCACCUCGUGAAGUAUUCGAAGCAGUUCUUGCUAAUGAUUUAAAAGUGACACAAAAGGAAUUUGGUGAAACAAUGACACGUCUUCAUCAUGAUAAAUGGAUUGAAAGUGGUCCAAAUAAUACUGUUAUACUUCAUGCUCGAGCUAUAUUAGAAAUGCAAUCAUUUAUUAUGGAUACAUAUAGAGAUUUGAUUUACAAUUGUCAAAUAUGUACACGUCUUUUAAUUCGAGGAUUAAAUUGCUCAAAUAGUUCAUGUGAUAUUCAUAUGCAUCGUUCAUGUGCUGCUCGAUAUUUUCUUCGAUUAUCAAAUUCGACUAGCAAUUCAACAACGAAAAAAACUGCUUAUCCAUGUCCAGUAUGUAAACAAGAAUGGAAUAAAAAUGAUGUUACUAGUAUAUUAAAAGCAAAUAAUGUCAAUGGCGAAAAUGAUACUGAACAAUCAAAUGAAACAGCUCAUAAAAAACAGCGAACAUCGAGAACAAAUAAUCAUAAUAAUAGUACAAAUAAUCGAUCUAUUCGUUCAACUCAUCGUCAACUUAUGAAUGAGAGUGAUGACGAUGAUGAAUAA
Messenger RNA from Rotaria sp. Silwood2, 945 nucleotides. The record is from the annotation of a GenBank genome assembly. Lineage: Eukaryota; Metazoa; Rotifera; Eurotatoria; Philodinida; Philodinidae.